This is a messenger RNA of Closterium sp. NIES-65, 1830 nucleotides long. The record is from the annotation of a GenBank genome assembly. Lineage: Eukaryota; Viridiplantae; Streptophyta; Zygnematophyceae; Desmidiales; Closteriaceae.
AUGGAUUCCAGUCAUUCGCAGCGUGCUGCGCAAGCGUCCGUCUCGGACCCCUUCUUCGAUCUGCUCCAGCCAUCCUCCGCUGCCUCUAAGCCCGCGCAUGCCGCCACCGCGUCGUCCGCGCUCACCAGCGGAUCCCCGCCGUCCAACGACCCCGCGUCGCCGUUCGUCCGCUCCCUCAGUCCUCCCGCCGAGUCGGCUUUCGCAGGCUCCGCGUCUCGCGGUGGCAUGACAAGCUCGUUUCCCGAAUCUGGAAAGCAUGGGAACAACACCGGCGGUGGUGGGACUAGUGGCGGUCUUGUUUCAGGCUUGUCAGAACUUGCUGGUGGUGGUGGUGCUGGUGCUGGUGGCUCGUCCUUCAAUUUCCUCAGCUCCCAGGGCCCAACCCACUCCCAACCUCAGCAUCCCUCACCCCCUCAUCCAUCCUUUUCCACUGGAGACGGGGGCAUGGGCGGCGGCGGAAUGGGGCGUGCUAACCUGGGAGGAGGGGCCAGCAUGGGGGGGGGAGAAGGGGGAGCGGGAGGCGGCGGAGGCGGGGGAGGCGGGGGAGGCGGGGGGGGCGCGGGGAUGCGCGCAGCAGCAGCAGCGCGCGCGCCAGCGACAGCAGGGGACGUGGCGCAGGUGGCAGCGGAGGUGACGUCCGCCAUGGAGCGCCUGCUGCACCGCUUCUCUGAGGGCGUGUCUGCGGCCCUGGGGGACGCGAGCAGCAGGGUGCGGCGCGUGGAGGCGGCAGUGGCGGCACUGCAGGGCGCUGUAGACCGUGCUGCAGGGGAUGACGGGGAGAGGCACGCUGAGCUGGAUGGGAGGCUGCGAUCCGUGGAGAACGUGCUUCUGGAGUGCCUGCUGCACCGCUUCUCCGCGGGCGUGUCUGCGGCCCUGGGGGACGCGAGCAGCAGGGUGAGGCGCGUGGAGGCGGCAGUGGCGGCGUUGCAGGGGGCUGUGGACCGUGCUGCAGGGGAUGACGGGGAGAGGCACGCUGAGCUGGAUGGAAGGCUGCGAUCUGCAGAGAACGUGCUGCUAGAGAAAGUAGCUGCAGUGCAGCGCAAUCUGCAGGUGAUGCGCGACAAGCAGGAGCUCGCAGAGGCGCUGGCGGAGCUCUCCCCCACCUUUCCCUCUUUUCCUGUUUCCCCCCUGCCCACCGCCUCGCCGCGUGCCCCCCACCAGGUGCAGCGCAAUCUGCAGGUGAUGAGGGACAAGCAGGAGCUCGCAGAGGCGCCGGCGGAGCUCUCCCCCUCCUUUUUCCCCUGCCUGCACCCCAAUCCUGCCCGUUCUCCCCCGUACGCCCCCCCUCCUUGCAUGUCAACCCACCAGGUGCAGCGCAAUCUGCAGGUGAUGCGCGACAAGCAGGAGCUCGCAGAGGCACAGGCGGAGCUCUCCAAGCUCAACCUCUGCGCCCCCUCCGCCUUCCCCCAGCCCCUCUCCCGCGCCUCCUGCCCCUGCGCCUGCUCCUCCCCCUCCUCAGGUAUGUAUCGGGUUGCCCAGCCUCCCCCCCCGUCCAUCCCCCCUACUGCCGGUCCCCCUAGUAGUUAUAGACGCUUACCCAUGGCACAACCUGUGAGCGGUGGUGGUGGGGGAGGGAGGGGUGGGAGCGGAGGGGGAGGGGGCGGAGGAGGAGGGGGAGGUGGGGGAGGGGGGGGUGAUACAGCGAGAGUGCCUUUAGAGAAGGUGGUUGAUGACGUGGCAGCUAUGGGAUUCCCAAGGGAUAAGGUGCGCAUGGUGGUGCAGAGGCUUAUGGAGAGAGGCAAGUCGGUUGAUCUGAAUGCUGUGAUAGAUGAGGUGAUGAAUGGAGGAGGGGGAGGAGGAGGAGGGGGAGGGGGGUGGUACGGGCGGUGA